CAAAAAGUAAGGCAGUUCUUGGUUUUGUUUGAUGACUCCAAUGAAAACAUGCUUUGAAGUCGUUACUUCAGUUCACUAGCCUGAGCAGUUUCCUUAUAAACAACAGAACCUCCACAGUACAAAAUUCAGUAUGAAAUAAAUUAUCAACCUACAGUUCAAAAACUCUUUCAAGUGACAGCACAGAAAUGAGCCAUUUCAAGGACAGAGAAUACACACUCUCACUUCCAUUGACUGAUGAUCUAGCUUGAAAACAAUCACCUCUACAAUUUAUUUUUUCAAAAAAGGAAGCAAAGACACCAUUAUACUAUGAGGCUCAUGCCACAUCUUAAUGUCUUUUUACAACAGCAGACCACCGCCAAAUUCCACGUAAACUGGAACUUUUCUUCCUAGCUUGUAUUACUAGCAAGCUCACCUUUGUUAAGUAGCACUAACGCUUGCGCACCUCUUAGUACAAUACUCUUAAACACAGAUUGUUUAGGAUGCAUACCUUAUAAAAAUAAAGCCUCAAAGCUACAUUUUCUUAACACAGGUUAAAAAUAAAGCACAUGUUCCUGAGCCAUAGCUGCGCAAGUCCACUUGCAGAGAAUGAAGCACAUUCUCAAACGCAAGUGACAAUACCGUAACAAAGCUGUUUGCUCCAGGGACCCCAUAUAGUUUAAGUAGUAAAUCUGAAACCCAACGACUAAGCUGAGUUUAAUCCAACAGCUCACUCCCCUCUGAGCACAGCCUCUCACUUCUUGAAACCGGCUGUACGCAGGGCGAGGGAGGGGCCGCUGCCGCCUGCCUGGCCAAGCAGAAACUCGUGAGUAAGUUACUAGGGGAAAAACAAGUGCAGCGCGCACACACGACACAGCACGCCGCACACAUGCUGGGGACAGGCGAUCACAAUGUUUUCCAAGCCAAACAAGACAAGGCUUUUCAGCCUCCUUCCUUCUUCAGAAAUGCCACUUAUCAAACACGUGGGGAUGGCGCGGCGCAAAGGAAUGUGAAACGUGAAGUGAAGAAAAGCUGGUAAGCAGCAGAGAAGAUACAAAAGCUAAAAUCACUAUGUGGAGCUGUGAAACAUUAAAUAGUACCGAGAACAGUGAGGACCAGCAUCUCUGCCAUGACUUCCAUCUUGUGCUUUCCAUCUUUUCCCUUCUCUACCUCAUUAUAUGUUUUCCAAUCGGCCUUUGUUACAAUGGCUUGCUGGUCCUAGUUAACCUCUAUAACAAAACAACUAUGACUAUGCCAGAUGUUUACUUUGUCAAUAUUGCCAUUGCUGGUCUCAUCAUCAACGCUCUGGCACCCAUGUACCUUCUAGGUCUUGCCAAUACAAAAUGGGCCAUCUGGAAUUCUAACAAUGAAGUUUAUAUUACGUUACUUAUUUUAUUCAACGUUUCAUCUUUAGUUACCAUGUACUCUACUACAUUGCUCAGUCUGGACUACUACAUUGAACGUGCUCUACCUAGAACUUAUAUGUCAAGUGUGUACAACACGAAACAUGUUUGUGGCUUCAUAUGGGGCGGAGCUAUGCUAACGAGUUUCUCAUCGCUUCUAUUCUACGUCUGCAAUCAUGUAUCCACUAAAAUAAUUGAAUGUUCCAAGAUGCAGAACAAAGAGGCAGCAGAUGCCAUUAUGGUCUUUAUCGGGUAUGUUGUACCAGCUAUUGCUGUACUGUAUGCACUUGUAUUAAUUUUACGGAUACGCAAAGAGGCUACACCACUGGAUCAAGACACUGGACGACUAGAUCCAUCAGUGCACAGGCUUUUGAUUGCCACAGUCUGUACACAGUUCACGUUAUGGACACCCUACUACGUAACUCUUUUGGUGAGCACAUUUACUAACGCACAAGGAAGACUAGUGGAUGAGAAUUACAGUCGAAUAUUACAUUUUACCAAGAUUUUAUCAAAAUUUUUGGCUUUCUCAAGCAGCUUUGUAAUGCCUCUGCUCUACAGAUACAUUAACAAAAACUUUCCCAACAAAUUACGACGCCUGCUUAAAAAAAUACACUGUGGCAAUAAGGGGUGUUCCCAUGAACGCACAGUAGUACAGCAAGUUAGGACGUAGGUAUGAAAAAAUCUCUGGUGCUCAGUUACUACAGUCCUUAGAAUACCAGUACUCAGGCUGUGAUAUUGCUGUGUUGGCACUCAAAAUCAUUUAUGUGAGGGUCCCAACCAGGGAGCUAGAAGGAGCCUUCCGUUACAGUUAAAUGAGACACAGUCUUAAUUUCCAAAUAGUUAAGUAUUUGCAGAAAUCUUGUAAGGCUCUGGCCUAUGUGCUGUAAUACCUGUGACAUCUGAUGUAUUCAGUGCACUGAACUGGUUACACAGCAUAAGUUCUGUCUUCGUAGUUCCAAUUGCCUGAAGAAAUAACUAAGCAGUUAAUUGAAGUCUUGACUGAAGACACAGCACUUUGUAUCUUGUAUAGAAAAAGGAAUUAUCUUAUUUUCUGUACAAAGAAAUAACAGUGCUAUCUUUGAUGAAGUAAAUAGCAUUUUUCAAUGAAGAUGAUCUAGGUGAUCUUUAGUAAAGAUCAUAUUACUCAGUUAUGUAAGUCUAAAUAGUAAUACGUUAAUUAUAAAUUACAUUAUUUAAUUUCUUUCGCCGUCACUGAAUCCCCUCUAAAAACUCCUAAUUUACCAUUUUCAGAAAUUAUAUUCUCACACAAACUAACCUAAGAUUUAACACCUAUAGUAAAUCAAUUUUUUCUAGAUCUAACAAUUAACAAUUUUUUUCUAGUGCUUUGUUUGCAUCCUAAAACAUUUCAACAAUUCAGAAAUAUUUAUUAAUGAAUUCUAAGGGAACUGAGAGAUGUUUUCUCUGCACAUUAAAAUGAAGGACAUAGUGGUUUACAAAGUUAAAAUUUAACUAGUAAAGAAUGUCUGGCUAAGUGUUAUGGUCCACAUAUGUUCAUGUAACAAGAGUAAUUAUCUUAAAAAUAAAUAUGUUUAUGAUUAA
Messenger RNA from Struthio camelus australis, 2939 nucleotides. RefSeq names its product G protein-coupled receptor 146 (gene GPR146). Lineage: Eukaryota; Metazoa; Chordata; Aves; Struthioniformes; Struthionidae. The record is from RefSeq and is a predicted model, not a curated record. Gene Ontology annotation, biological process: G protein-coupled receptor signaling pathway. Gene Ontology annotation, cellular component: membrane. Gene Ontology annotation, molecular function: G protein-coupled receptor activity.